Molecule: messenger RNA, 6013 nt
Organism: Macrosteles quadrilineatus (aster leafhopper)
Lineage: Eukaryota; Metazoa; Arthropoda; Insecta; Hemiptera; Cicadellidae
Product: transcription initiation factor TFIID subunit 1-like
Exons: 32
Coding region: 70-5658 (1862 amino acids)
Biological process (GO): DNA-templated transcription initiation; RNA polymerase II preinitiation complex assembly; transcription by RNA polymerase II
Cellular component (GO): transcription factor TFIID complex
Molecular function (GO): TBP-class protein binding; DNA binding; histone acetyltransferase activity
Source: RefSeq, a predicted model, not a curated record
CGUGACGACUCCUAUCAGCUCUCAUACAGUUAGUUGUUUGUUACGGUCCAGUAGGUUACAUUUUUCAAGAUGGGUGACAGUGAUGAAGAUGAAGGCUCAGGAAGUAAUUUUCAAUUGACGGGUAUACUCUUUGGCAAUAUUGAUGAGACUGGGCAGCUAGAAGAUGACAUUCUUGACAGUGUAUCAAAAAGACAUUUAGCAUCUUUAGCCAGGCUGGGGUUAAGCUCAAUAAUAAAUGAACUCAUCGACGAUGCAGAACUUGGUGACAAAUCAAGCCAAAGCAGCGAAAAUACUGAUUUCAUCAAAAGUUCCGAGGAUCAAAGUGCUAGCAGUGAUCAGUUUUCUCAAGACUAUGAUGUUAAGUCGCCUUCAGCAAUCGACUAUUCAGACAUAAACGAAUUGGCAGAAGAUUACAUUAUCAGUGAUAGUGGUCUAAAUCAAGUGAAAAAAGAAGAAGACAACACUGACUAUGAUGCUGACGAUGAAGGUCCUAUGAAAGACUUACAGCUUAUGCCUCCUCCCCCAAUGCCAGAUGCAAAUAAAGAGGGUUCUGAAGAUUUAUCAGAGGAUGGGCAGUCUAAAAAGUUGGAAACUCCUUUGGCAGCAAUGCUUCCAUCCAAAUAUGCAAAUGUUGAUGUCCGAGAACUAUUCCCUGACUUCCGUCAUGAUAAGGUAUUGAGGUUUUCUCGGCUUUUCGGCCCAGGCAAGCCGAGUAGUAUGCCCCAAAUUUGGAGAAGUGUCAGGAAGAGGAGGAAAAAGAGAAAACAACACAACAACCAACAACAGCAGUCAGACUCUGGUUCGGACCAGGAAGUCACUCGACAGAAGAAAGUGGGAUGGGUCUUACAAUACGGUUCACCCCCACCUCCGGAGAAAUGUAAAUCUGACGAUGAGGAGAAGUUGUUACGCCCUCAAGAAAGUAAAGUGUUGAACAAAAGUGUGGAUAACGGAGACACCUCAGAUAUGGGUCCUAAGGUCGCAGACUGGAGGUUUGGUCCUGCCCAAGUGUGGUAUGACAUGCUGGACGUCCCGGAAACUGGGGAAGGCUUCAACUACGGUUUCAAAAUAAAAGAGAAGACUGAAGAAGAAGAACAAGAGUCCCAGGAAGGAUUUCCGGAGGAUGCGUUCCUGAUGGUGUCCCAGUUGCAUUGGGAAGACGAUGUUGUGUGGAACGGAGACGACAUCAAACACAAGGUGAUGCAGAAGCUGAACAGCAAGACCAACGCAGCAGGUUGGUUGCCUAGCAGUGGCAACCGUACAGCGCAGGCAUUCAGCCAACCAGGCAAGGGAGUUCCACAGUUGCCAGGCAAUGUCAGGCUAGCCACCUCCAGCAUAAGCACUCCGGGCAGCAAGCAAAACAAGUCACUCAUGAUGGGAGGAAAGAACCAAUCCCGUCCAGGAGACGACAACGGUGACGACACGUGGUAUUCAAUUUUCCCUGUGGAAAACGAGGAGCUCGUCUACGGAACUUGGGAGGACGAGAUUAUUUGGGACGCAGAAAACAUGAGCAACAUCCCCAAGCCGAAAAUACUCACUUUGGAUCCCAACGAUGAGAAUAUUAUUUUGGGAAUUCCGAACGACAUCGACCCGGCCAAGCAGAGGAUUGAGUCUACGACUCCGGUAAAGGUUAAGAUCCCUCAUCCUCAUGUGAAGAAGUCGAAGAUAUUGCUGGGAAAGGCUGGAGUAAUCAAUGUGUUGGAGGAAGAUACGCCUCCGCCACCACCUAAAUCCCCAGACAGGGAUCCCUUCAAUGUGUCAAACGAUAGCUACUACCAGCCACGUUCCUCCGAGACAGUUCUCCGUCUGAAGGUCGGCGGGGGCAACCUGAUACAACACUCAACCCCCGUAGUGGAGCUGAGGGCCCCGUUUGUACAGACACACAUGGGCCCCAUGCGGUUGCGUAACUUCCACAGGCCCCCCAUGAAGAGAUACAGCCAUGGGCCCCUAGCUCACCCCGGCCCCCACACUGUCAUACCCCUCACUAAACACAUCAAGAAGAAGGCCAAGCAAAGAGAACAGGAACGCAUGGCCUCUGGAGGAGGAGACGUGUUCUUCAUGAGAACACCAGAGGAUCUCACAGGCAAAGACGGAGACUGCAUCUUGGUGGAGUUUAGCGAGGAACACCCUCCACUCAUCAAUCAGGUGGGAAUGUGCACAAAGAUCAAGAACUACUACAAGCGCAAGGCAGGCAAAGACUCCGGUCCACCGGACUACAAGUACGGAGAAGUUGCGUACGCUCACACUUCCCCCUUCCUGGGAGUCUUGCCUCCAGGAAAAUCCAUCCAAGUAGUUGAGAACAACCUGUAUCGAGCUCCGAUCUACGAACACAAAAUCCCCAACACGGAUUUCCUAGUUAUACGUACCAGACAGCAGUAUUGCAUCAGAGAGCUGGAUUCACUGUUUGCGGCAGGUCAACUCUGCCCACUGUAUGAAGUGCCUGGUCCUAACUCUAAAAGAGCCAACAACUUUGUCAGAGACUUCUUGCAGGUCUUCAUCUACAGGCUUUUCUGGAAAAGUCGAGACACUCCAAGGAGAAUCAAGAUGGACGAUAUAAGAAAAGCGUUUCCCUCUCAUUCUGAAAGCAGUAUACGAAAGCGGUUGAAACUGUGUGCUGAUUUCAAGAGAACAGGAAUGGACUCCAACUGGUGGGUGAUCAAGCCAGAUUUCCGGUUACCCACGGAGGAAGAGAUCAGAGCCAUGGUGUCUCCGGAGCAGUGCUGUGCCUACUUCAGCAUGAUAGCUGCGGAGCAGAGGCUCAAGGAUGCAGGAUACGGAGAAAAAUUCAUUUUCACCCCACAAGAAGAUGACGAUGAAGAUCUCCAAUUGAAGAUGGACGAUGAAGUGAAAGUGGCUCCGUGGAAUACAACUAGGGCGUACAUCCAGGCCAUGAAGGGCAAAUGUCUACUACAGCUGACUGGCCCAGCUGAUCCAACUGGCUGCGGAGAAGGCUUCUCAUACGUGCGGAUGCCCAACAAACCCACGCAAAGCAAAGAAGAGCAAGAGGCCCAGCCUAAGAGGACUGUGACAGGAACUGAUGCUGAUUUGAGAAGAUUGUCACUAAACAACGCCAAAGCUCUUCUGCGCAAAUUCGGCGUUCCAGAAGAAGAGAUCAAGAAGCUGUCCAGGUGGGAGGUGAUUGACGUUGUCCGCACCUUGUCCACAGAGAAGGCCAAGGCUGGGGAGGAAGGCAUGACUAAGUUCUCUCGAGGAAACCGGUUCUCAAUUGCUGAACAUCAGGAAAGAUAUAAGGAGGAGUGUCAAAGGAUAUUUGAUCUUCAGAACCGAGUGUUGUCCUCCUACGAGGUGUUGUCGACGGACGAGGGGGAGAGCUCGGAUGAGGACAGCUCGGACAUAGAGGAGAUGGGGAAGAACAUCGAGAAUAUGUUGGCCAAUAAGAAAACCAGCACACAGCUGUCUCUAGAAAAAGAGGAGCAAGAGAGACAAGAACUGCGAAAAAUGAUGAUAAUGGGCGACAACGAAAACGACCCUCGAAGAAAGAAAGAUGUGAAGAAGGAUGGCGAUGAUAUGGACUCUAUAGCCAACUACACUGGCCAACCAGGUAGGGUGCUGCGAAUCUACAGGACAUUCAGGGACGCAGAAGGUAAAGAGUACACUAGGAUGGAAGUGGUGCGGAAAACAGCAGUGAUCGAUACCUACGUGAAGAUACGAUCUACCAAGGACGACAACUUCAUCCGACAGUUCGCUACGUUGGACGACGCUCAGAAGGAGGAGAUGAAGAGGGAGAAGCGAAGGAUACAGGAGCAACUGCGGAGGAUUAAGCGGAACCAGGAGAGGGAGAGGAUCACUGCUGGCUACAACCGCAAUCCUUCAAACUCGUUCUCCACUCUGGGACAAAACACAUUGAUGGGGGACAGCAAUGAGUCAUCGGGCCCCGCCACGUCUCCCAGCAAACCCAUCUUUGGCGGGUCCAAACCUGCUGCAACACCCACGCCACCUCGGCGCCGCAAACCCAACAAGCUCAAACCUGAUCUCAAGCUCAAGUGCGGGGCUUGCGGAAAUGUGGGCCACAUGAGGACCAACAAGGCGUGUCCACUGUACCAAGGAUCGGCACACAACCCUCCCCUCAAUGUGGCCAUGACUGAGGAGCAGGAGGAGGAGAUCGAGAAACAACUCAACGCAGACGACGAGGAUUUGGUCAACGUGGACGGCACCAAGGUCAAACUGUCCUCCAAACUGCUCAAGCACGCUGAGGAGAUCAAGCGACGCUCACUGCUACUGAAGGUUCCCAAGGACGCAGUCAACAGCCGCAAGCGUCGCAAGCCUCCUCACGAGCUGCACUGUGAUUAUCUCAAGCGGCAACAGCGGCCGGCCAACCGACGCCGCACCGAUCCUGUGGUCGUGCUGUCCACCAUACUGGAGUCUAUAUUGAACGAGAUGAGAGACCUGCCUGACGUUCAACCUUUCCUAUUCCCCGUCAACGCUAAGGUAGUACCUGAUUACUACAAGAUCGUUCAGAGGCCGAUGGACUUGCAAACUAUACGAGAGAACUUGCGGCAGAAAAAGUACCAGAGUCGUGAGGAGUUUUUGGCAGAUGUGAAUCAGAUAGUGGAAAACUCUACGCUUUACAAUGGAGCCAAGAGUUCUCUGACUGUGGCUGCACGACGGAUGUUGGGAGUGUGUGUUGAGCGACUGGCUGAGAAGGAGGAGAAGUUGAUGAGGCUAGAGAAGGCCAUCAACCCACUGUUGGAUGAUGAUGACCAAGUCGCCCUCACCUUCAUAUUGGACAACGUAGUCAACAACAAGCUCAAGAUCAUGUCCGAGUCUUGGCCGUUUGUCAAGCCCGUCAACAAGAAGCUGGUCAAAGACUACUACAACAUUGUCAAGUACCCGAUGGACUUGGAGACGAUAUCGAAGAAGGUUAAAUCUCACAAAUAUCACUCGCGUCAUGAGUUUCUGUCAGAUGUGGAGAGGAUUCUACAGAACUGUAUCACAUACAACGGCAAGGACUCUGCGUUUACAGAGAAGGCAGAAACUCUGUUUAAGGCUGCGCAGGAAACUCUUGAAGAGUAUGACGAACACCUCACUCAGCUGGAACGCAAGAUAAGUCUUGUUCAGGAGCGAGCUUUGGAGCAAGCCGAGACUGACUCCCUGGGCAACUGGCACCUGGACGAGGAGAUGCAGGAACAGGACCAUCAUCAGAGCCAGCCUGGGUCUCCAUCUCACUUUGGCAAAGGACAGACUGAGGAGUUUGACUUUGUGGAUGUGGAGGGAGACAUGGAGGGAGUGGACAUCAAGACCAGAGUCAAGAAGGAGCCUGGAGUCUUGGAGGAAGACCUGCAGUUCUCCAGUGAGGACGAGUUAGAGGAGGUGGGGGAAGGUGGAGAAGUGACGGACCCUCACUUGGAUGACGACAGUCAACAAGCUGCUGAGGCUAUGAUGCAACUAGGGAACAUUUCAUAUUGCGUACCACAGGACCAAGAUGAAAGCAUGGAUGUGGAUCCGAAUUACGAUCCAUCGGAUUUCCUGAUGCACGGUUUACCUGGCCGAGAGAACAAACCUCACACUAGCGAGAAGAUUCACGACGACCUGGCAGUGAGCGAGUCGGAUGACGAACAUCAGAAGGAGAACAACGACAACGUAGUGGAGAACAUCAAAGUAGAAGAUAACGACGUGGACGCUGGUGUUCUUUGGUUUUAAACUCUGAGCUGUCACAAAAUCAUUCGAUAAAGUGAAAUAUGUUUAUAUUGUACAUAGAACAGUAAAAUAUAUUUUAAUUUGUAAUUUUUGUAUAGCAAUCUUAGUUUUGUAUUUGUUUUAAUUCUAUCAUGCAGGAAUGGUAGUGUAAAUAUUUUUCUUUUAUCUAUGUCUCUUUGCGUUUAUAGUAUAAGGAAGACAAGUAUUUUAUGUUUUAUCAAAAUCCUUUUUUCAUAAUAUAAAAGAUAAUUCAUUGAAACCUAGAUACAGGAUCAAAGUUCUGAAUUUGCAGAUAUGUCACAACUGUAUAAUAUAUUUUUACUUUUAAAACAAUAUUGUCUAUUUUUUGUCCAAAUUA